Messenger RNA from Aspergillus uvarum CBS 121591, 1017 nucleotides. RefSeq names its product SDR family oxidoreductase. The record is from RefSeq and is a predicted model, not a curated record. Gene Ontology annotation, molecular function: oxidoreductase activity, acting on the CH-OH group of donors, NAD or NADP as acceptor. The coding region runs from base 1 to 1017 and encodes 338 amino acids. NCBI's taxonomy places the organism in Eukaryota, Fungi, Ascomycota, Eurotiomycetes, Eurotiales, Aspergillaceae. The transcript has a single exon.
AUGCCCGAAACAAUCCUCGUCACCGGCGCCUCCGGCUUCGUCGCCUCGCACGUCAUCCAAAGAUUCCUCGAUGCGGGCUACAAUAUCUGUGGCACCGUGCGCUCCCCUUCGUCCGCGGAGACGGUCAAAUCCCGCUACCCGCCUGAAUACGUGGAUCGCCUCUCCUUCGCGAUCGUACCGGACAUGACUGCCCCUGGCGCCUUCGACAAAGUCGUCCAGAAUGUCUCCGGUGUCAUUCACACCGCCAGCCCGUUCUCCCUCACGGUAUCGGACAACGAGACCGACCUCCUCCAACCAGCCAUCCAGGGGACGCUGAACGUCCUCGAUUCCGUCUCCGCUCACGGACGCACCGUCCACCGUGUCGUCGUCACCUCCUCGUUCGCCGCAAUGCUCGAUCUCAACCAGGGCCUCCGUCGAGGUUACCGGUACACGGAGGCGGACUGGAACCCGUGCAGCUACGAGGAGGCUAAGCUGACCCCGGACGUGAGCGUCGCGUACUGCGCUUCCAAGGCUCUUGCUGAACGGAAGCUGUGGGAGUGGGUCGAAAGCGCCGACAAGCCGCUCACCUUCAGCGCGGCCACCAUAUGCCCGCCCUGGGUGUUCGGCCCCGCGCUCGGAGACCCAAACAAAGGACACAACCGGCUGAAUGAGUCCGCCGAGACGAUCUGGAAUCUAGUGAAUGGGUCUCGGGCUGAGGUGCCCCAGCAUGAUUUCAUGGCAUUUGCCAACGUCCACGAUGUGGCGGAGGCCCAUUACCAAGCGUUCACUCGGCCCGAAGCGGGCGGGGAGCGCUUUCUGGUCGCUGGGGGCCGGUUCCUGUAUCAGGAGGCGUGUGAGAUUAUACGCAAGCGGUUUCCACAGCUGAAGGACAAGGUUCCGUACCGGGAGGGUGGGGCUCUGGAUGAGACGUAUAUUGCGGAUGGGAGUAAGGCAGAAAAGGUGUUAGGCUUGCGCUAUCGCAAUUUGGAGGAUACUUUGGUCGAGACGGUUGAGGACUUGUUGAAGAGGUUUGGGUAG